This is a messenger RNA of Penicillium subrubescens, 1855 nucleotides long. Its product is annotated as putative plasma membrane antiporter. Gene Ontology annotation, biological process: proton export across plasma membrane; regulation of membrane potential; sodium ion export across plasma membrane. Lineage: Eukaryota; Fungi; Ascomycota; Eurotiomycetes; Eurotiales; Aspergillaceae. The record is from RefSeq and is a predicted model, not a curated record. Bases 1 to 1698 code for a protein of 565 amino acids. Gene Ontology annotation, molecular function: sodium:proton antiporter activity. The transcript has 9 exons. Gene Ontology annotation, cellular component: plasma membrane.
AUGCUUCAUCCGAUCCUUGACAUUAGCAGUUUCAACGUCGCUAUUACAUUCUCUGGUAUAUUUCUACUAGGCUUCGGGUUCAUCUCUUUGAAGAUAAAGCAGAGAUGGUACCUCGGGGAAGCAUUGCCUUCAUUCAUUUUCGGUGUCCUUCUGGGCCCAUUAACGACAAAUCUGAUAAGCGUGAGCCGAUGGACCAAUAGUGGUGAUGAAGAAGAUGUUGGAGGAAUUGCCUAUGCAUUGGCGCGUCUUGUCCUUGGCAUUCAAAUGAUCAAAGUCGGCUAUGAGCUGCCCAAGAGAUAUCUACGUCGAAGGCUAGUCGAGCUAACAAUUUGCCUACUCCCCUUGAUGGCAAUACAAUGGCUAGCUACAUCAGCAUGCAUCAAGUUGAUGAUUCCACAUUUAUCCUUUUUGACAGCCUGUAUAAUUGGCUCUUGCGUCAUCUGCAUAGAUCCUGUCUUGUCCCAAGCGAUCGCCAAAGGCCCGUUUGCCGAUAAGUAUGUUCGGCGACACCUUCGAGAAUUUAUUUCGGCUGAAGCGGGUGGAAAUGAUGGAUUUGGAUUUCCGUUCCUUCUGCUCUCAAUUGCACUACUACGGUACGACGAAACUCCGAACGACGAAGCGGGUCUAAUGCGACGCGAUUGGAUCGGAGAGACCGAUGCUGGUCGUUUUGGUGGUAACGUCGGUCGUGCAUUAGCGCAUUGGGCCGUGGAAGGGGUUUUGUAUAUGAUUAUGAUGGGCUCGGGGUACGGUUUAUUUGUGGGAUUUGUCUGUCGGAAGGGCUUGAAUCUGGCUUCCAGCAAACGAUGGAUUGAUAAGGAGAGCUUUGCAUUAUUUCCGGUUGCACUUGGACUAUUCAUCGUUGGCACUUGUGGCUGCUUUGGAACCGACGAGACCCUCGCUUGUUUUAUUGCUGGAUGUGCCCUGAACUGGGAUGGCUUGUACCAUUCCGAAAUCGAGGCACGACAUGAUUCGUUCAACUCCGCGAUUGAGACGGUGCUGAAUUUUGGCACGUUCGUCUUUCUUGGGGCCGUUAUGCCAUGGGAUCAACUCCAGAUGCCCCAUGUCACAGGAGUUACGGUCACGCGAUUGGUCAGUUUGGGAAUCCUGAUAGUAUUAUUCCGACGAAUCCCUGCCAUAAUGCUUGGCUAUCGGCUAAUGCCGAAAGUUUGCAAUAACUGGCGGGAAGCUCUAUUCAUGGGGUAUUUUGCUCCCAUCGGCAUUGGAGCAAUUUCAUAUGUCGAAUAUGCUCGCCGACUGCUCCCAGAUCCUGGUGAAAGUGAUACCGAAAUGAAUUAUUUGACGGCAGCGAUGAUCCCAGUGGUGUACUGGCUAGUUUUCUUCUCGAUUGUCGUCCACGGUCUCUCAAUUCCGGUAUUGAACGCUAUCUAUCAGUGGCUACAGGUCCCAGUCAUCCACGAUCAUCCUGUGGAGAUUUUGCUGUUGUCGGAAAAUGAGCCCGUACCCAAUAACAGCGUCGUGAACCGCCAAUCUCAACACGUUACGGUAAACAAUCGCUUUUCCUGCAUCUCUAGUCACACCGAUGGGUCGGAGCUCGGCAUUUACCGUGAAGAGUCUGAUACUGUCAUGAUGAUCUUGCGACCGAACGGCCUUGACCACUGUGCCAAUUCAGUAGCGCGAAGCUCAUCAAAGGGGUCUUCGCGUCAGCUUGAGCAAGUUGAUGCUAGGGAAAUGGUUUGACUUUACCGCAACACGUACAUUAAACCCCUUUAUCUAGGCGGCCGCAUUAAAUUGUAUAUUCUAACCAAGUCAGAUGACUGGAUUUAUGCGUCCCGCAACAUGGAAUUGGCUUGAUUGUCAUCAGCGGCAGUGCAAUUAAAUCGGAAAUGAACCGUCC